Molecule: messenger RNA, 976 nt
Organism: Corticium candelabrum
Lineage: Eukaryota; Metazoa; Porifera; Homoscleromorpha; Homosclerophorida; Plakinidae
Product: protein lifeguard 1-like
Exons: 12
Coding region: 29-763 (244 amino acids)
Source: RefSeq, a predicted model, not a curated record
UUUACAAUUAUUCAUAAUUGUGUGCAAUAUGAAGGAAUUUGACGAGCCUGGUUAUCAUGGAGUCGAUAGACAUGGUCGUGACUUUACAGAAAGAGCUAUUAGAAUGGCGUUUAUUCGUAAGGUCUACGCUAUUCUCUUCGUUCAAAUUCUUAUCACAAUUGCCAUUAUCUGUUUCGUCACUUUUGUUACACCAGUGAAGACAUACGUGAAUGACCAUGUGUGGGUAUUCUGGACAGCAUUCGGUCUUACCAUUUUCUUUAUUAUUCUUCUGGCUUGCUUUGUUGAAAUUCGACGACGUCUACCGUGGAAUUACAUUUUUCUAAUUGCCUUUACUAUUUUGGAAUCGUUUGUUUUGGGUUACAUCAGCAGUUUCUACAGUUGGCAAUCAGUUCUGAUGGCAAUGGGAAUUUGUGCGGUUGUGUGUCUAGCUCUCACCGUGUUUUCAUUUCAAACAAAGUUUGACUUCACAACAUGCGGUGGAAUGUUGUUUGUGAGCCUCAUAAUAUUUGUGGUGUUUGGAAUUUUUGCUGGCAUCUUUGUUGUCUACGUGGGCAAUAUAUUGUAUCUUGUUUAUGCCGGAAUUGGAGCAAUGUUGUUUUCGUUGUAUCUGGUGUUUGAUACUCAACUGAUGAUUGGUGGCAAACACAAAUACGCUCUCUCUCCCGAAGAAUAUAUAUUUGCAGCUCUCAAUCUUUAUCUCGACAUUGUACUGCUGUUUCUGUACAUACUUGCUCUACUGGGUGGUGGUGGCGGCAACAACUGAAAUUACUAUGACUAUUUGUAUGUACACAUAUUAGUUAACUGUAAUACAAAAUUUAAGUUUUGUGCAUGGUCAUAUGUAGCAGGAAGAUAAAAGAGUCAUGGAUCAUGUGAUCCUGUAGCAACCAUUGUCGUAGUUUUGACACUUUGGUAUUUUCGUUUCACAAAGAAGUUGUACUUCUGAUGCUCAAAUAUAGAUAUGAGAAUGUUCUCUACA